AUGGCCAAGAAGACCGCAAUCGGUAUUGACCUCGGCACCACGUACAGCUGCGUGGGAGUUUGGAAGAACGAUGGCGUCGAGAUCAUUGCCAAUGAUCAAGGCAACCGGACGACUCCCUCCUACGUGGCCUUCACAGACACCGAGCGCCUGAUUGGCGAUGCAGCCAAGAAUCAGGUCGCCCGCAAUCCCGAGAACACGGUGUUCGAUGCCAAGCGCCUGAUUGGCCGCAAGUUCAACGACCCUAUCGUGCAGGCGGACAUCAAGCUGUGGCCCUUCAAGUGCGUCUCCGGUCCCAGCGACAAGCCGCUCAUCGUGGUCACCGUGGAGGGCGAGGAGAAGAAGUUCCACCCGGAGGAGGUUUCGUCGAUGGUGCUCCUGAAGAUGAAGGAGACGGCGGAGGCCUACCUCGGCACCAAGGUCAACGAUGCCGUCGUGACGGUGCCAGCGUACUUCAACGACUCGCAGCGCCAGGCCACCAAGGAUGCAGGAACCAUCUCGGGCAUGAACAUCCUCCGCAUCAUCAAUGAGCCGACUGCGGCCGCGAUCGCAUACGGCCUCGACAAGAAGGGCUCCGGAGAGCGCAACGUCCUCAUCUAUGAUAUGGGAGGCGGCACCUUCGAUGUAUCCCUCCUGACCAUCGAGGAUGGCAUCUUCGAGGUGAAGGCCACAGCGGGCGAUACCCACCUGGGUGGUGAGGACUUCGACAACCGAGUGGUGGACUUCUGCAUGCAGGACUUCAAGCGAAAGAACCGCGGCAAGGACAUGGCGGGCAACCAGCGCGCCAUUCGACGCUUGCGAACGCAGUGCGAGCGGGCCAAGCGGACGCUGUCGUCCUCCACACAGGCCACCAUCGAGAUCGACUCUCUGUUCGAGGGCAUUGACUACUCCUGCUCUUUGUCCCGUGCCCGUUUUGAGGAGUUGUGCAUGGACUACUUCCGCAACUCCAUGGGUCCAGUGGAGAAGUGCCUGAAGGAUUCUGGCAUUGACAAGAAGAGCGUGCACGACGUUGUUCUGGUUGGUGGCUCCACCCGUAUUCCCAAGGUGCAGUCUAUGAUCCAGGAGUUCUUCAACGGCAAGGAGCCCAACAGGUCCAUCAACCCUGACGAGGCCGUGGCUUAUGGUGCCGCAGUGCAGGCUGCUAUUCUGACUGGAGAGGGCUCGUCUCAGGUGCAGGACCUGCUGCUGUUGGAUGUGACUCCAUUGUCCAUGGGCUUGGAGACCGCUGGUGGCGUGAUGACCAAACUCAUUGAGCGCAACACCACUAUUCCCACCAAGAAAGCACAGACCUUCACCACCUACGCAGACAAUCAGCCGGGAGUGUUGAUCCAGGUGUUCGAAGGCGAGCGUGCCAUGACUAAGGACAACAACCUGCUGGGUAAGUUCCACCUGGAUGGCAUCCCGCCAGCUCCUCGUGGCGUGCCCCAGAUCGAGGUGACCUACGACAUCGAUGCUAACGGCAUUCUGAACGUGAGCGCUUCGGACAAGUCCACAGGAAAGUCCAACCAGAUCACGAUCACCAACGAGAAGGGUCGCCUGUCCCAGUCCGAGAUCGACCGCAUGGUGCAGGAAGCUGAGAAGUUCCGAGCGGAGGACGAGGCGAACAAGAUGAAGAUCGAAGCCAAGAACGGCUUGGAGAACUAUUGCUUCACCAUGCGCAACACCCUGAACGAGGAGAAGCUGAAGGACAAGUUCGAGGGUGGAGACAAGGAGAAGAUCGAGUCGGCAGUGCAGGAGACCCUGGACUGGCUGGACAAGAACCAGUUGGCCGAGAAGGACGAGUUCGAGGCCAAGCAGAAGGAGCUCGAGGGCAUCGUGAACCCCAUCAUGAUGAAGGUCUACCAAGCGGCAGGCGGUGGCGGCAUGCCCGAGGGCGGCAUGCCGGGUGGCGGCAUGGGCGGUGCCCCUGGUGGCGCCAGCGGCCCGACCGUUGAGGAGGUUGACUAG
This is a messenger RNA of Symbiodinium pilosum, 1944 nucleotides long. The record is from the annotation of a GenBank genome assembly. NCBI's taxonomy places the organism in Eukaryota, Dinophyceae, Suessiales, Symbiodiniaceae.